Molecule: messenger RNA, 2488 nt
Organism: Athalia rosae (coleseed sawfly)
Lineage: Eukaryota; Metazoa; Arthropoda; Insecta; Hymenoptera; Athaliidae
Gene: sau
Product: Golgi phosphoprotein 3 homolog sauron
Exons: 4
Coding region: 305-1237 (310 amino acids)
Biological process (GO): Golgi organization; retrograde vesicle-mediated transport, Golgi to endoplasmic reticulum; Golgi to plasma membrane protein transport
Cellular component (GO): cytosol; trans-Golgi network; Golgi cisterna
Molecular function (GO): phosphatidylinositol-4-phosphate binding
Source: RefSeq, a predicted model, not a curated record
GCUCGCCACGGGGCAAUUCGCCGCGGCGCGGAUCUGCAAUCGUGGCAGUACCGACCGUCAACCGCGCGUUUCCCUUCACGGGCACCGGGGGGUGGGGAACAAAAGUGAUUGCUGUGAAAACCAUCCACGAAAACUGGCCAUCUUGGAAAGAUAUGUCGUAUCGAGGUAAACGUCAACAGGAUAGUGUUUAUUCGAUAACCGGGUUAUAACAAUUUUUCAGUAACCCAUAGUAAGUCAUUUUGGCAGGGAGUGUCGAGUUGGGGCGCUUUUUUAAGUGGGGUGCAACCGUCGUUCGGACAUAACGAUGAAUCGUGGGGACGGGCUGGUGCAACGUCGUAGAGUAAUAAACAGCAGUAGUUCAGGUAGUGGUAGCGGGGGAUUGGGUCAAGAUUCCUCCAACGACCUCACUGGAAAUGGGGAUAAGUCCUCUGCUCAUGGCGGAGAUUCGGAGAGUUUGUCACACAAGGAUCUCAAUUGCAACCCCGCUGUCGACUCAGACUCUGACAAAGAGACCAGGCUUACCCUCAUGGAGGAAGUCCUGCUGCUUGGACUCAAAGAUAAAGAAGGAUACACAUCAUUUUGGAAUGACUGUAUAAGCUCUGGGCUCCGAGGCUGCAUCUUGGCAGAGCUAGGACUCCGGGGAAGGGUUGAGCUUGAGAAAGCAGGCAUGCGAAAGAGGGGGUUGCUCGCACGAAAGCUACUUUUGAAAAGCGACUCUCCUACAGGGGACGUGCUUUUGGACGAAGCUCUUAAGCACCUUAAAGAUACAGAUCCUCCAGAGACUGUUCAAAGCUGGAUAGAGUACCUGAGCGGCGAGACAUGGAAUCCUCUGAAGCUACGAUAUCAGUUGAAAAACGUAAGGGAGAGAUUAGCCAAAAAUCUAGUGGAGAAAGGCGUUUUGACUACCGAAAAACAAAACUUCCUCCUAUUUGACAUGACGACUCACCCUCUGACCGACAACCUAGCCAAAACGAGGCUUGUUAAAAAGAUUCAAGAAGCAGUGCUGGGUCGCUGGGUAAAUGAUGCAGGCCGAAUGGAUCGCAGGACCUUAGCUCUGGUUAUUUUGGCUCAUGCAGCUGACGUCUUGGAGAAUGCAUUCGCUCCUUUGUGCGACGAUGACUAUGAGGUGGCUAUGCGACGAGUGAGAACAUUACUCGACCUCGACUUUGAAGCUGAGGCUGCAAAAUCUAACGCGAAUCCCGUCCUUUGGGCUGUAUUUGCGGCAUUCACGAAGUAGCGAAUCACCCACUGCCUCAGAGUAUAGGGAUCAAUGAAAUUACUGGAUAUCUGUGUAAAUAGAAGGAUCGUGUGUACGCGCGUUAAUCAAGGACGCGCGUCGGUGUAAAUAUGCACCCAGGUAAAUUAUAUUGCCCCACAAUUUUUCGUUUUUGAAAAUAUUUAGUCUUAAGAACCUAGUAGAACAUUCAUACAUUUCGAAUGCUUCGAUCAGCUAACCAUUACAAAAAAUUAUCAUAUUUUAUAAUUUAACAACCGAAAUAUUUCAACUAUCGAGCGGAAAAGUUUUUCUCAACCGAAUCCGUUCUCGUUAUGCGGUUGACCAGAGUUCCUCGUGAUACCUGUCGAUCCGAUUUAGGUUUUUUCCCAAAAACGUCCAGUGACCUGCUUUGACUCGACAGAAUAAAUAUAAAAAAUUUGAUAUACUUUUCCGAGCAAAAAGGCUCCUUUUUCUUUCAUCACGGAGUGUCUUUCGACCGCAAUCCGCGAGACUUGUACUCGUCCAACUUUCGGCCUUCGUCAUGCCAUUUACUAACAUGAUUUCUAGGUUUCAUUUUGUUUUAUUUUGCUACUAACUUUUAAAGAGCGUUUUACGGGAUUAAUAAAAUUGCUAGCGGGUUAUUGAAGAAAAUUUAGGACAAUCGCGUAAAUAAUUGCAGUUACAUAUUGUUAAUAUCUACGCCAAGAAUAGCUCUGUAAAAACGUGCGUUUUUUCGAGGACAACUAAAUGAUUUAUCAUACUCCUUGGAUCUUCGGAGAAUCCGUAGUCCCCACUAAUGUGUACCCAAUUUUGAAAAUAUUUAUAUCCCGGUUUAGAGUAAUUAUUUCAGAAAUAUCAUCGAUCAGUCCUAACGACGGACGUCGUCUUUAGCAUGACUUCGUAAGAGAAUCGCGCAAAAAAAAUAAUCAGCUGCUGAGGAUUAAAAGCACGAGCCGAUUGAUUUUCAAUGAAGCAUGCAAACAGCGAAAAUUUGACGUAAUGAAAUUAUGAUUGUAUACUAAAAGUAUUUAUAAUAUUAGAUUCAUUAAAGUCGGCCCGUCAAUAUUUAUCGACUAAAGAAACAGCUGGAGUUGAUUUUGAUAUGGUUUCCCCCCACAUUUGAUAUAUAUAAAUUAUAAUAAUUGUACAAACGUUUAUAGGACGAGAGGAUAUUAUGUAUGUACGAAUAAUAGUUACUUAUUACUCUUUAUUAUUAUUAAAAAUAUUGUAUUACUACUAUGUGUAAUAAAAUAAAUAUUCCAAAUAGUACAA